CGUAUAAGCGUGAGUGAGUCGUCGCGUGUGUGUGUGACAUUUGAGAACUCAUUUUUUGCUCUUUCCUGGAACCCACAUGUUCUACAUUUUUCUGAUUUUAAGCAACCAAAUUAGAACGAGAAGUAGAAGGUUAAUUCAUAUUCUAUUUCCCUUACUACUUUCGAACGUUUUGAAUCGCUUGGGGACACGGAUCUGAUCAAUAAUCAGCUGCAGCCAAAAUUUGUUGCUUGGGCAGUGGACAAAGCAAACCCGAAACCGUUCAAAGCGAAGAAAAGACACUCUGGCUCUGUUGUUGCAAGUGAAAGAUACCCUGUAAACAGCGCAACAUUUUGACAGCUGUUUAUUUCAAAUCAAACAAUCACACGGAGCACCGCGUUAAGUAUUUUAGGAAAUCCAGCCGAUACGGCAUAGUGAAAUAAUUAUCAGCUCUACUCAACAUUCUAUUCAACUAAGUCGUUCCUUAGGAUGAACCUUGAAACACGUAAAACUGAUUCGCCUACUUUCACAUGCCUUAUCGAAAGGCUACCACCAGAGGUAGGCAGCUGGUGCCAGUGUUUAAGCCAAUUCAUCAAACCCAUUCUUCUCGUGUAAUGGUGAUUUCACCACUUCACUUCUAUUCGUAGAUUAUGUACAAUAUCUUCGACUAUCUGGACCAUGAAUCACGAAAAUCGGCAUCCCUCGCAUGUCGUCGUUGGGAGCAAAUCUACUCAAACUAUUGCACCAAACGAUUCGCGCUGUGCAAUUACGAGACCUUGCGUUUUGGUCUGCACUUCUUUACAAGUCGUGUAUGUAAAGACGCGGCCAGUAUGUUGAAGCACACUCAACGGCCGUAUCACAAAGUGCAUCUUCAUUUGUUUUUCGGUGCUAAUGCCUUGACGCCCGUAGACGAUGAAGUUGCCACAGUAAUUAGUGAGUUGUUCAAGCCGCGCUGGUUGCAGCAGUUGGUCGUACUGAAGCUCGGAAUGCGUGUGUAUCCGGAGAAAUUUACCGUAGAGCUAUCGGAUGCGGUGGCAAAGAUGGACCAUCUGCAAGAGCUGGACCUUAGCUUGAUGAGAUGCACCAAAGACUGGCCACUGUUCAGCCAGUUGAAAGUGAAGAACGCCACACUGGAUAAGUUGAAGGUCCAUGGCGUUUGGCCCGGUGUAAUUGAUUGUCCUAAUCUGCGGUCGCUGGAGUUGGAGUUUCCGUUGCAUAACAAAUACAAGCAAUAUUUACUGCAUCAAGGAGAAGAACCUUGUUGGAGUAUGAAGCAGCUACAAGAGCUCUGCAUUCGUGGUGGUCUCUCGUUCCGUGAACAAGAGGUUGUAGACCUGUCUACGGGCAUGGAACAGUUUUGUAAGCUGAUGCCUCAAUUUAAAAGGUUAUACUUUGAUGACUUUAUUGUAUCGGAGAGGCUGCUGCGCAUUAUCUGCGAGUCGUUUGUCCACCUGGAAAGCCUGAUGCUUCACAUCUUGAAAAUGGACGACCCGAACGCGUUGCGCCAUCUAGAGAAACUGCCCAAUCUGCGUGACUUUGGUAUUUGGGACAUCGCUGGGAGCCACGCAAUGUCGUUUGCUUCCGUCUGUUUGCCCAAGCUUGAAAAGCUGUUACUAGGCUGGUUGAAGUACGACUACGAGAGGAUGCCUAAACUUCAUCCGAUGGGAAAGACUAGCUUCAGAUGGAAUUUGAUUAGGUCAUCACCAGUGUUUGACGAUAUUGAUAAAAGUUUGAAGCAUUUGCGGUUCUUAUGGGUUGAUUUACAUCUUAUUAAUGAUCAUCUCUUGACUAAAUUCUCCCAGAUCUCAACGCUGGAAACGCUUGUCCUAGAGAACGUUGACCAGAAGGAAAGUGUACUGGCUGUGCCAUUCUUGAAGCAGCUGAAGCGAUUAGUAUUGUAUUGUUGUGAAGAUUUCGAUCCCUCUACGAUCAAGGGAGAUUUUGCAAAACGAGUGCCAAACGUAAAAUCAAUUAAAGUUAUUUUCAAAACUCCGUCGUAUGGCAAGCUGUGUAUGGAUUACAGUAAUGAAGCAGUACAAGAGGUCAAUUAUUUUCCAUCGCCCAUGAUAGAGUAAAGUUCAAAGCAAGUGCCUUUUUAUUUAAAUUGUGCAUGUGAUAAACUACCACUUGGUAAUGCGAAAUGAAGAAUUUUAGAACUAAGAAUGAAAGAAUUAAAAAAAGAAAAUACAGAAAAAUUAGUUUAUACUGUUUUCGAUGAUUCAUUCGUAUUUACGGAAACAGCGUGUAUCACAUCUGUGGGGUCAACUCUCUUUUGUAACAUUGUUCAUCUAAGCUCCAUUGAACAUCCCAGGUGUAGUGGCUAGUUGAUUGAUAUGUUGUACUCAGUGUUUGUUCCGACUUUUCGAUCUGUUCAAAUAGAUAUAGUUUGUACCGAUCUGAAUCGUUCAAUCCACACCUAUGCGUAUAUCUAAGCUGCGAGUAUUUCGAUACUGUAUUGUCCGGUAUGCGCCGUUACUGCGUUCGUUCUUCUGUUCGCAGUCUGCGUCGGACGAGCUUGAUCUCGUGUUGUACUGUGGAGUCUUUGCUUGGUGCAAUAACAGAACGAUGCAGGUUUGUUUAGAAAAUCGUAUCUACUUGCAGGAUAUUUACGGCGCAACCCAUUCCCGCUGGCAUUCGUGGCACGUAACAAAGAUGCAGAAGAAAAAAAAUCGCCACGCAUGACAACCGUCCGUUGAUGACAUUCGUUCGGUAAAAGCAAACUCCAAGUGCUAUACUUUUGCUUUUUUCCACACAGUUUUAAACAUUUUACUACAAUCAAAGAUAAUAUUUUAACAGAAUUUUAUGCGUACUCGAUCGGUAUGUUGUUUUUAGAAGAAAAAAAACACAUAUUUUUUCCGCUUUAAACCGAUACAGUAUGUAUGUAUUUUUCUCCUGUUUGUGGCAGGAAAAUUAGCUUCCUAACCGCUCCUACUAACUCACUGGCAAUCGGCGAGAGCAUGCAGGCUAGCGCAGUCUAGGUGAUCAUGGUCGGCUUGGCAACGGUACCAUGCUCUUGCCUCACUAUGGGGCAAAGCGAUGGGAAGCGGAGAAUUGAUAUAAAAUAAUAAAAAAUAAAGAAAAUCCAAAAUUCAAUUACUAACUUUUUAAUGCCACUGUGUGGAAGCACAUGAAACAUAAUCAAAUAGGUAAUCUUUACGAUUGAGUAUGCUUACUAUAAAGUGGAAAUGCUUUGCGUAGAGCAAUGAAGCAGAUACUUAAAGAUGAAUGAAGAAUGUCUGUUAUCCCGAUACUCUAUAAAAUUUAAUUUAUAGGAUAAUUUGCCGAUUAUUGCUCACUUAAGGGAACAGCCAAGGUAUUUCAUAUGUUUGAGAUGGAUAAAACAAGAAUAGUUGUGUUAUCUGUGUGUUUAGUAUACAUCAUUAUUGUUUAAAAAAAGUUUGUAUGUUCUAUUUUUGGGAUAGAAAUGAUAAAAAAUGUCAAAAAAAAACUACUGAUUUUUAACUCUAGUUAAAAUUCCAUUGUUGCACGCGUACAAAAACUCCAAAUUCUAUUAUUGCACACUUUAUAUCCAAUUACAUUACAUGUAGUGCAAUACGAAGCUCUCACUAAUUAUUCCAAUAUCCAGUCUAUUCCCGAGUUACGCGGUUCUCGACUAACGCGGAUUCGGAGAUACGCCCGGGUUUUCUAAAUUUUAGAGAUCCUACCAGUACGAUUUGCUUCAAGUUCUGUAUAAAUUGCAUUUAUACCUAUAAAUUGAAACCGCCCAAAACUCAGAAAUGUCAGAAGCAGAAAUAGAAGAAAUCAGAAAUAGCAUAAAAUAGUAAAAAAGGAGCCCUGAAAUAGAUAUUUUUUGUAUCGAAAAGUGUUUAGGAUAGUACGAAACGCUGUUACAUUACAAGUUUGUCCUUGGUUAAAGCCGGAAUUCCACUACAUAGUAAGUGGUGGAAUUCCACACAUUUGGCGAAUAUUUGGAUAAAGAACAAUUUAUACGGGUUGUGUAACAAUUGGCCAAUUUUCUCAUUUCUUUUGUUAGGAAAGAAAACUAAACCGGAAUCUUAUUAGUUGGGGAACGUAUCGACCUUUUCCAAUUGGAGAAAAAAGAAGGCUAACCACAUACUGAGUUUUUCUGCGCUGGUUUUCAAAUAAAUUUUAAAUAAGAAAAAAUAGAGUGGUAACAAAUUAAUCAAUUAUCAAUUUACCUAUUUGAUUUUGUUUGACAUAUAUUUUGCAUUAAAAAAAAGUUGUAGCAGAAAACUUAUGCUUUAUCCACCUUCGAUGCUAUGCUUUAUCCGAGGUCCCUCCUACACGUGGAAUUCCUUAACAUUUUUGAAAAUGCAUUUUAUGCUAUUAAAUAAAAUUUAAAUAUAAUUGAAGAAUUAGCAUGAAACUACUAAAAAUCGCCUCUCUCUCUCCCUCUUUCUUUCUCUCCCAAAAAUACAGAUGCAAUUUCUCUCUCACUCUCUUGUUUUCUCUCUCUCUCCCUCUCUCUUUUUGUGCGAUCAAAGAGAAAAGCAUUCUGCCCCACCGAAACCACAAAACCUCACUCACUGACCCCGGGAACACCGCGAGCAUCAUCGCGCGAACUCCAACCGAACCACGAUCGGGCUCUCGCCGCUCAGUAUUUCCCAGCCAGCGGUGCAGCAAGCAUACGUUCCGCCGUCGGUGGUGAACGCUGAAACGUGCGUCUCGUUUGCGUGUCUUUUGUGGACAAGGAAGUGCGUGCUGGUAGAGGAUGGUGGCCAGUUUUGUUGUCGGUUGAACAUUCUAGUUGUAUUUUUUGGUUUUUUUGGAAGUGUCUGUGUUGUGAAUUAAUAAUAAAAGUCAUUUAAAAUAGGAAGCGAAAGAGGUGUGAGUGAGUGAGUGCGUGAAAUUGCGAAUGGAAGUGUGAAAAUAGUAAUAGCGUGUGUAUUUGUGGG
Anopheles coluzzii is the source of this 4853-nucleotide messenger RNA. RefSeq lists its product as uncharacterized. Gene Ontology annotation, molecular function: protein binding. NCBI's taxonomy places the organism in Eukaryota, Metazoa, Arthropoda, Insecta, Diptera, Culicidae. The transcript has 2 exons. Bases 627 to 2051 code for a protein of 474 amino acids. The record is from RefSeq and is a predicted model, not a curated record.